Pseudophryne corroboree (corroboree frog) is the source of this 2219-nucleotide messenger RNA. RefSeq names its product transmembrane and coiled-coil domain family 3 (gene TMCC3). The transcript has 4 exons. Bases 302 to 1732 code for a protein of 476 amino acids. The record is from RefSeq and is a predicted model, not a curated record. NCBI's taxonomy places the organism in Eukaryota, Metazoa, Chordata, Amphibia, Anura, Myobatrachidae. Gene Ontology annotation, cellular component: endomembrane system.
GAGAAAGGCGGUGUGCCUGAGCUCCGCCUUGUUACACAGAGACACAGACACGCCCAUCAAACCAGCAGCACACACACCAGUGACCAGCAGCAGCAUAGCUAGGACUGGACUCAGUAACCUCAGUGCAGCAGUCACUGGGCACGGGAUCCCCGCACGCAGCCGCCGCUGCUAGCCGUGUGUAGUAUGUGCCAGCAGCAGGCUGCAGGCAGCGUGGCCGCGGCGCUAGCAGGUUCCCUCUCCCCGCUUCGGGGCCGGCGUCGGACUAUUUAGUGUGGCGUCAGCUAGGAUCUGAGCAGCAGACAUGCCGGGUAGCGACACAGGGAUAGCCGUGGACAGGACCUACUCUGACCCGGAGAGGCACCAGAGAAUAAAGACACGGGUGGACAGGUCUGAUAUGAACACACUCAGCUUGCCUCUAAACAUCAGAAGGGGAGGAUCCGAUACCAACCUUAACUUUGAUAUACCGGAUGGCAUCUUAGACUUUCACAAAAAUAAACUCUCUGCUGACAGAUUGAAACAAAAAAUCCUCAAAGUCACUGAGCAGAUUAAAAUUGAACAAAGUGCCCGUGAUGGCAAUGUGGCGGAGUACUUGAAACUAGUGAAUAGCGCUGACAAGCAGCAAGCAGGUCGAAUUAAACAGGUAUUUGAGAAGAAGAACCAGAAAUCUGCUCACUCGAUAGCACAGCUACAGAAGAAACUAGAGCAGUACCAUAAAAAGUUAAAGGACAUAGAGCAAAAUGGUGCUACAACCAAAAGUACGAAGGAUAUUUCCAAAGAUAAUCUGAAAGAUCUGCAACAUUCUUUAAAAGAUGUAAACAUCAGUUCUCGGCCGAACGCACCAGUGGACGCCUGUAAAAUGGGUAUGCCGGGCGUAUCUUUGACUCCACCUAUGUUUGUAUUCAACAAAUCAAGGGAGUUUGCGAAUCUAAUUCGUAAUAAGUUUGGAAGCGCUGAUAACAUUGCUCAUCUCAAAAAUUCUCUUGAUGAUUUUCAUCCAGAAAACAAUCCCAGGAACCUGAGUGGUAGUGCAACCAUAGUGGCCAAACCCAAGUAUGUAAGUGAUGAUGAGUGUUCUAGUGGGACAUCCGGUUCUGCAGACAGCAAUGGAAACCAGGGAUUUGAUGCAGGAAGGACAAAUACUGGUUAUAGUCAAGAUCUUGCCAUGUUUCUAGAUGAGCUGCGAGAACUACGAGAGGCUCAGUCUCAGCUCUCUGAAGACAUUGGGACACUUAAAGUGCAGUUUAAGAGAGACUAUGCUAUUAUUUCACAAACCUUACAAGAUGAAAGAUACAGGUAUGAAAGGCUUGAAGACCAACUAAAUGAUCUGACUGACCUACACCAGCAUGAGACGACCAACUUAAAACAGGAUCUGGCAAGCAUUGAAGAAAAGGUUGCCUAUCAAGCUUAUGAAAGAUCUAGAGAUAUUCAGGAAGCUUUGGAAUCGUGUCAGACCCGUGUCUCUAAACUGGAGCUCCAUCAGCAAGAACAACUAGCUGUACAGUCUGAGACUGUGAAUGCCAAAGUACUUCUGGGCAAAUGUAUAAAUAUACUCCUGGCCUUAAUCACAGUCAUCCUGGUUUUUGUAUCUACAAUUGCCAAGUUCACAGCUCCAAUGAUGAAGAGUCGUUUUCACAUAAUGUGUACUUUCUUUGCAGUGACACUGUUUGCAAUUCUUUGCAAAAACUGGGACCAUAUAUUAUGUGCCCUAGAACGUAUCCUCAUGCCAAGCUGAACACUCUGUGCACAAACCUUUAAUUGUUUUUUCAUUGAUGGAUUUUAAAAGGCCCUUCAAGUGGAUUCUUUUUACCAGCUGGCAAUUGAUUUCACAGUCAUUUGCGAAGUAUACUGUUUGCACCAGUCUUGGCAUGCGCACCUUCAUAUGUUGCCUUAAAGUUGCAAAUCUGCAUUUCUGUCUUUAAGUGACAACCAUGAGAAGGUGGAUCUGUAAAAUGUUGAUUUCUGUGCACCACACUGGAACAAUAUUCUGACUCUUGAGUUUCUCAGCCUGAGGUUGAAUUAAUUUAGCCUACCAAAGCUUUUCUUGCUUAAUAUUAAGUUUCAGAACAUGCAUCUAUUUGUGCUAUCUGAUCAGAUACAUUGAGUUUUUGUGGCAAAUACUUCAUCUGUGUGCUCUUUUUAUAUGUUUUUCCACUGUUAAGAGUGUACACCCAAAAUGUAUUCCUCAUAAUUCUCUAUACUAAAUGGCAUCAAAACUUAAA